Messenger RNA from Patella vulgata (common limpet), 7060 nucleotides. Its product is annotated as epoxide hydrolase 4. The transcript has 6 exons. Bases 13 to 1044 code for a protein of 343 amino acids. The record is from RefSeq and is a predicted model, not a curated record. Lineage: Eukaryota; Metazoa; Mollusca; Gastropoda; Patellidae. Gene Ontology annotation, molecular function: hydrolase activity.
CUAAAUCCCAAAAUGGCAGUGAAAGCACUUAUCCAAACUGCCGUAACGUUUGCCUUUGGAUGCUUCUUCGGAAGUCUUGUCAUGCUUCGUGCACUGUGGUCUAUUGUUCGACAACCCAAGAGGGCCUUCUAUGUUAAAGACAGAACGGAACCACCAGCUUGUUUAGGUGAUUCGAGCCUUGGCACACACGGCUAUAUACACUUGGAGGCAAGUAAAGUACGUCUGCACUAUGUGGCAAAUGGAGUAGAAGGGAAACCCCUUAUGUUGUUUGUGCAUGGAUUUCCUGAAUUUUGGUAUUCCUGGAGAUAUCAGUUAAGGGAAUUUGCAAAAGAUUAUCGUUGUGUAGCUAUAGAUCAGAGAGGUUAUAAUGAUUCAGAUAAACCUAGUGGUAUUAGUAAUUAUGAUAUGUCGAUGAUGGUGGAUGAUUUAAAACAACUUAUUCCUGCUUUAGGUUAUAAAUCCUGUGUAUUGGUCGGCCAUGAUUGGGGAGGAGCUGUUUGUUGGGCAUUUGCUUCACGACAUCAGAAUCUGGUUGAUAGACUCAUUGUUAUGAACUGUCCGCAUCCUGGAUCUUUCUUUACUUAUGUCAUGAGCCACCCAUCACAAUUCCUUAAAUCCUGGUAUAUCUAUUUCUUUCAAUUACCAUGGUUACCAGAAUUGGCUUUCCGCUUGAAUGAUUAUCAGAAUAUAGUUAUGGCUUUUAAAGGAAAGAGAAUGGGGGUUCAGUCAGGAAUUAUGACAAAGGACGAUGUAGAAGCCUAUAAAUAUGCUUUUAGUAGACCAGGUGCUGCCACUGCUUCCAUUAACUACUAUAGAGCAGCUUCUAGAAGCGAAUCACCAGACACGAGACUGAUUGAAAUACCCACUCAGAUUAUAUGGGGUUGUAUAGAUGCAGCGCUAGAGAGAGGUUUAGCGGAAGGGUGUAGGGAGUUCACCAAUGAUCUAUCUAUUAGUUAUAUUGAAGAAGCCUCUCACUGGGUUCAGAUGGAUCAGCCAGAUAAAGUCAAUAAAUUGAUGAGAAAAUUUCUGGAAGAGAAAUCCUAAGGCCAGACCAAUCUGAAUUUUUGUUCUUCAUGAAUACCUAUUUACACAUACAUUUGCAAGAACUAAAUCUGAAAAAUUGCAUGUUUUUCUUUAGGCCUGAAAUGUUAUAUAGAUUAUUAGUUAGACAUAAAUUAACUUAUCCAGACCAUAAUCAACUCUCGAUGGCAUCGCUAGCCUGCGAUUUUUUCUGGAUUAGAAUCCUAUCUGCUGCUUAACGCUCAUUGAUAAUUAAAUCAAAAAAUGGAUAAUCAAGACUGUUUUUUAUCGUACUAACUUUAGUAAUUAUGAUCGAGGCUAGACCCAAAAUUCAAUCGCUAAAAUCUCAAUUCAGAGUGGAUCAAUUUGACUGAAAUUUUCAGAAAAUUGCCUUUACAUUAGCUAGUUUUCAACUAUUAUAGUGAGAACUUCCAGCUCUUUAUCUAAGAGCUUUGAUAUAUUAUCUAUUACCGUAAUUAUUUUUGAUAGAUGUUAUUUACUAUUAAUAUUAUAGUUUUUAUUUAUGAAUAGUUUUAAAUUAAUGUGAUUUAAAGCCAAGCUUACAACCCGCAGUGUGUUCGGCACUGUACAAAAUCGCGAAAAAUUUUUGCCUGGUUUCUUGCUGCUGGUCUGCGAACUACCAAACCCUACGGUAGGAUGCGAGUCAGGCUAAAACGUAACUUGCCAAACUCUUUUUAAUUCACACUUUAGCCACCCGGCAAACCUCGGCAGAUUCCGUUACUCUACAUCUAGAAACGGCUGUAUGAUCGUAAGUGAUAUGUACCUAAGCCUAUACAAUUGCGAUGCGGCACCGGUUUACUUAUUAGGAAAACUUGCCGUUUUUAAAAAGAAGUUAUCCAAAUUGCAUCGUUCGAAGUCAGUGUAGAUUUUUUAGUGCAAAGUUGUCCUUGUUUGAAGAAAAUCGGAUAAACUUGAAAGAAAAACAGCUUCAGACUUUGAAAAAUUUGUAUGAUAAAACAUUCUUCAAUGGCGUCGUCAUGGGCAACGUGGUUGGUAAUCCGGGAACUUGAAAGUAGCUCCAAUUGCGGAUUUCGUCAUACAGCCGAGGCUAGAAGAAGGGUACUGGAAUCUGCUGAGGUUUGCCGAGUGACACUUUAGCCAUAGUCUGGCCAAUUAUUGUCUCAAUGGCGAUUAGGGUAACAAUAUGUGUUUUUUUUGGUUUGUUUUUUUUUUUGUCUCAUUUUUGUGCUAUAGGCCUACACUUACAGGUUCUAACACUGUUCCUACCUCUGACCCAUCCUGGGCUGUUGGAUGGCCGAAUGGUUAGCAUGUGCGCGCUAUAUCAUAAAACCUGUCAUUGAGUCAACUGGCGUGGUUUCGAAUCCCCAGUUGCAAGCUAAUUAUUGAAAUAAAAUUAAACCAUAUGUUAGUCCUGAAAUGACCUAGUCUGUGUCGUGUGGACAUUAAACUUCAUUUCUCUCUCUCUCUCUCCCUCUCAACCUCUCUCUCUCUCCCUAUUAACAUGACAAGCCCAUAAUCAACUCUCCAGGCCAUCAGAUGGCUCCGAUUCUAAGUAGAUUAGAACAUAUUGGCCAUUUAAUGACUUAAUUUAAAAAUGGAGAAGUGAAGCCAAGUCGAAUAACAAUUACCCUUAGUCUCAUUUGUCCAGGACCUUUGCUAGGAUAAUAAAAAUCAACGCUACAUCUUCUAACACUCAUAACUUUGCUAGGAAUAUAAAUUUGAAUGAAAUUUUCAAUAUAAUUAUUUUACGUUAUCUAUUUAUCAAGGUUCGCACACUCCUUGAAAAUCCUUGAAAAUCCUGGAAAAAUGAAAAUGUUAUUUCCAGUACUGGAAAAUCCUGGUAAAACAACAUUACUCCUUGAAACUCCCGGAAAAUUAACAUUUGUGGUUUCUCUAUAUAUUUUAAGAUUAUAAAACUGAAUGUAAUCAUCGAAUGUUUCUUCAAAAGUUCACGAGUUCAUGGCCGUAAAUGUUUGCUAAUCCUGAAAAAAUACAUUAUGAUGUAGAAUGCUAUACAGGGACUCCUGGAAUCUGGUAAAUAACUCCUGGAAAACUCCUGGAAUUUUAAGUGUCCUGAGUUUAUGAACUAUUAUAACAUGACAAGACCAUAAUCAACUCUCUAAGCUAUCUAUUUUUGAACUGUCAUCAUUUUUUCUAAAUCUUACAUAAUGCAGUCAUUGUUUUUUUAAGGCAAGAGAUCGCUCUCGAGCGCAUGCUGUUCACCUGAAUGUCGACCGAGGGGAGGUUUUUUCCCUCCCCUUAAAAUUGAAAAUCGCUCUCCUUUACAAAGUCAUUGGGGGUUUAUUAUCAUUUAUCAAACCAGGAAUGACCCCAUUACAUGCAGUUAUUGAUCUUCAGAACCAUUUCUCAUACACAACUAAUCAUUCUCCUUAAUUUCUAAAUCACUCUCCUUAAUUUCUAAAUCACUCUCCUUAAUUUCUAAAUCACUCUCCUUAAUUUCUAAAUCAUUCUUCUUAUCGAAAUUGGAAGAACUUUUUUAGGGGAGCGAUUUUUUCAAUUUGUUGAUUGAGGAGAGCUUCUUUUGACUCUCCUCUGAAAUACAAAAAACAAAGACUGAUAAUGUAUCUUUAAGCCCUGUAAAAUGAAAUGAAGAGCCCAGGGGAAGAAUGAUCUAAGUCACAUUUUUGUCUUUUCGUAUAAAAGGCAAAACAGACUUUUGGACGAGAGUGCUUGACGGAAACAGAACAACGAGUGGGUUUAAUUACCACCUCAAAAUGAUGUUUAAUACGAAUCAUAAUUACCAGUAUAACAACUGAUUUCCAUUUUUCAGCCAAAUUAAGGUCAAAUAAAGGGUACGAUGGACUUGUAUUUGUCCGGGAGGCCAUUUCAGAAGGGCCUUGGUUCAAUGUGACUCCGAUCGUUUUUACCUGAAAUUGACUGUUCCACAGAAAGCUUAUACAAUUUGCUACCAGAUGGCACCAUUAACUGGGGUAUGUUGAAAAGUGACUUAGAUCGUUCUUCCCCGGUGCUCUUCAAAUAUUAUCCGCAAAAAAGCCAUGACGACCAGCUACUUUAAUGUGUUUUGAAUGUGAUCGAUAAUUUAUAUAAUUUUACUAUUUCGUUCCUACUAUCAAUAGUUUUCAAUUAAAAGCUUUAAUAAAUUUUUUACUUUAAUUGUGUGUUAUGUAUGUGAACGACUAUUUGCACAAUUUUACUAUAUUCAUUUUUUUACUGUCAAUAGUUUUCAAUUAAAAGCUUCGAUGAAUUUUUUUUUUAUGACUUAUUGACAUUUGCCAAAUUCUUUACUUUAAUUGUGUGUUAUGAAUGUGAUCGACCAUUUGUAUAAUUUUACUAUAUUUGUUUUUUACUAUCAAUAGUUUUGAAUUAAAUCCUUUAAUUUUUUUUUAUGACUGAUUGACAUUUGCCAAAUUCUUUACUUGAAUUGUGUGUUAUGAAUGUGAUCGACCAUUUGUUUAAUUUUGAAUUAAAUCCUUUAAUUUUUUUUUUUUUUGCUAGUUAAUGACAUUUGCCAAAUUCUUUACAUUUAUUGUAUAUGUUGCAUGCUUAUUGUUAAAUAUAUAUUUAUUAUAUUUUAAUUUUUUACAUCGUUGAUUGCAUUCUCGGUAUCCCCAGUGUUAUCGUUCUUUUCUACUCCACUAACCCCUGGAUCCAUCAACAGGUUUUUCACAAAUUCAGGGGGGUUGGAUGGCUUAGUUGUUAGCACGUGCGCGCUGUAUCAUUAAGUCUGUCAUUGGGUCAACUGGCAUGGUUUUGAAUCCCCGGUUGUACGUGACAAGGAGUAGGGUCGCUUGUCCAACCUCGUGGGUUUUCUCCAGGUCCUCCGGUUUCCUCCACAGCUAAAGACCCCUACGCGCAAGCGAAUUAUGGAAAUAAAAUUGAACCAUAUGUUAGUCCCGUAAUGACCUAGUUUGUGUCGAGUGGACGUUUAACCCCAUUUCUCUCUCUCUCUCUUUCACAAAUUCAAGUUAUCUGCCUUUGAUUGUAGCUUGAUUCUAUGAACCAAUCAAAAAACUCUUUACAUACCAGUCUUAGUGUCAUUGUUUACAUCCACCACAAUGAUCUUAGUUACAAUAAAAAGUGAGUUACUUCCCCUCGGCCGUUCAAUUAGUCGAUGAAAUUAGCUGAAGUAUCAAGGGUGGAUAAUUUGACUGUCUCCCCUGUGGAUGGAACGAGACCACUGGGGAUACCGAGAAUUGGUUGAUUGAACUACUGAUCUAUAUAAAUGUUUAUUACAUGGUUGAUUCAAUGUUUAUUAUUAAGAUUGGGGGCCUUGGGUGGCCGAAUGGGUUUUCUGUCCCAUCCGAAUGACUAGACAGCUGUCCUUGUCAGGCCCUCCGUCCUGCAUCACUGACAAGGGGAAACCCCGUCAGAAGAUCCGGAUGAACUUUCUGGGCCAAUGCAGGGAUCAAACACGCGACCUCCAGGCUAGCGAACUAGCGUCUUACCCACUAAGCCACCGUGGCUCCCUCAAAUAAAGGUAUAAAAUACUGCACCUUUGCUAUCAGAAACAGAGGGGUUGGAUGGCCGAAUGGUUAGCACGUGCGUGUUGCAUCAUAAGGUCUGUCAUUGAGUCAGCUACUGUGGUUUCGAUUCCCCGGUUGUACGUGACAAGGAGUAGGGUGGUCUGUCCACUGCUAAAGACCCCUACGCGCAAGCGAAUUAUUGAAAGAAAAUUGAACCAUAUGUUUGUCCCGAAAUGACCUAGUUUGUGUUGAGUGGACGUUAAACCCCAUUUCUCUCUCUUUCAUUGUAGAAAAAAUCAAUUCAUACAGAUAAAAACAAGUUUCAUCAAUCUCACUUAAUUAGAACUAAAGUUAUCGUGUCCCAAAGCAUCAACCAAUCAAAUUGCUUAUCUCUUCGAACUCCAUCAAGGCAUUGACCUAAUCAACACAUACACCAAGUUUGAACAUUCUAGCUCAAUUAGGAAGAGAGUUAUCGUGCCCCAAAGUAUCAACCAAUCAAAUUGCUUAUCUCUGCUUACCCUAAGCGGAAAAUGCUCAUCUUCGAACUCCAUCAAGGCAUUGACCUAAUAAACACAUACACCAAGUUUGAACAUUCUAGCUCAAUUAAAAGUUAUCGUGUCCCAAAGCAUCAACCAAUCAAAUUGCUUAUCUCUGCUUACCCUAAGCGGAAAAUGCUCAUCUUCGAACUCCAUCAAGGCAUUGACCUAAUCAACACAUACACCAAGUUUGAACAUUCUAGCCCAAUUAGGAAGAGAGUUAUCGUGUCCCAAAGCAUCAACCAAUCAAAUUGCUUAUCUCUGCUUACCCUAAGCGGAAAAUGCUCAUCUUCGAACUCCAUCAAAGCAUUGACCUAAUAAACACAUACACCAAGUUUGAACAUUCUAGCUCAAUUAGGAAGAGAGUUAUUGUGUCCCAAAAAGUGUGACGGACAGACAGACGGACAGACAGACGAACGAACCCAUUUUAAUAGUCCCCUGCUUUCUUCGAAAGGCGGGGGACAAAAACACUUGUAAUCUAAUUUUAAAAUUUCAACUUUAAUUUUGGUUUUUAUGGUUUAUAAAAGAUUGAUUGUUACAUUAUGGUACAUAAACAUUAAAUUGUUACAUUAUGGUACAUAAAAAAAAUAAAUUGUUACAUUAUGGUACAUAAAAAAUAAAUUGUUACAUUAUGGUACAUGAAAAAAAAAUUGUUAUGGUACAUGAAAUAUUGUUACAUUAUGGUACAUGAAAGAUUAUUUGUUACAUUAUCGUACAUGAAAGAUUGAUUGUUAAAUUAUUGAUCAUAAACGAUUAAUUGUUACAUUAUGGUACAUAAAAAAUAAAUUGUUACAUUAUGGUACAUGAAAGAUUAAUUGUUACAUUAUGGUACAUGAAAGAUUAAUCGUUACAUUAUGGUACAUUAAAGAUUAAUUGUUACAUUAUGGUACAUGAAAUAUUGUUACAUUAUGGUACAUAAAAAAAAAUUGUUACAUUAUGGUACAUGAAAGAUUGUUACAUGAAAAAUAAAUUGUUACAUUAUGGUACAUAAAAGAUUAAUUGUUACAUUAUUGUACAUAAAAGUUUGAUUGUUACAUUAUGGUAAAUAAAAGAUUUAUUUAAAAUAUUUUAUAAAAA